AUGCGCUUUGAACCUCUUCAUUCACCGGAGAUACUUCUCGAAACGGAUCGGAGACAGUCGGGGGGAGAAGAGGAGCCAGGAGAAUUCGAGAGAGGAGCGAAUUGUCUUGGAAGAGAAGAGAGAGGAUCGGCCCGUACGACGCGAUGUCUGUUCGCCAACAACCUGGGGUGGGGGAUUCCCAACCUCGACGUGGAAGGGUUUAGGGAGGUAGGGAGGGAGGAAGAAGGCAGAGCGGAUUUCCACCAGCCCGUUGGAGGGCGGUGGGGUGAGGCUGUAACCGCUCGGAACAAGAGACGGGCGAAACGUGUGUAUCGAAGACGCAAGGCGGACGAGUUUGAAGGAGGGCGAAACGAGAUGGUUGUGAGAGAGGGAGAAAGAGAUAGAGAGAGAGAGAGAGAGAGAGAGCGAGAGACAAGAGUUAACUAG
Messenger RNA from Coccidioides immitis RS, 426 nucleotides. RefSeq lists its product as uncharacterized. The transcript is spliced from 2 exons. NCBI's taxonomy places the organism in Eukaryota, Fungi, Ascomycota, Eurotiomycetes, Onygenales, Onygenaceae. The record is from RefSeq and is a predicted model, not a curated record. The coding region runs from base 1 to 426 and encodes 141 amino acids.